This is a messenger RNA of Colletotrichum destructivum, 1698 nucleotides long. RefSeq lists its product as uncharacterized. The record is from RefSeq and is a predicted model, not a curated record. The coding region runs from base 1123 to 1698 and encodes 191 amino acids. NCBI's taxonomy places the organism in Eukaryota, Fungi, Ascomycota, Sordariomycetes, Glomerellales, Glomerellaceae. The transcript has 4 exons.
AGCCCCAGCAACCCAGCUGAGUCCGAUCCAUCAGCGUCUUCCAUCAUGCUCCAUCACCAACUCCGAGCCAAGGCGGGCAGUUCCCGCCCUUGCGGCAACUUGCGGCAAACGAAGAAAGGCGGAGAAAGGCACCCGUGACGCUGUGGUCUCUCCGGCAAUAGCAUCAUGUCGUGACAUGGCCAGCACAGGACCCUUGGCCGGCUCGGCGGAGUGCUCCAUCUCAAUGUCACGUCGUAUGAGAUGGCUGCCGGAAAGGUAGGGUAGACUAAGUUUCCCCAGGCCGUGAUCUCUUCAGUUCGUAUUGCGAGUGAAGAGAGGCGAGCGGAGGUGUUGGUUGGAAAAGGCGAAUGCUACCCAGGAGACUAGGAAGCAAGGGGAGAAUGCAGUGCCGAUCACAGAUCUGGGUACUGACGUGGGGACCGGGCCACUAGAAUGUAGCGAGGGUUGUUCUCGUAUUCACUAGCCCGAUCCCCGCCUGCGUUGGAGCUGUUUGCACUGGGAUUGGGGAGAGAAGAGGAGAGAGGGGAACAAACAUGCAAUCCCUCGGAAUGGCUGCAACGGACCGGCGAGCGGCGUGUGGUUUGCUAGUCGACCGAAAAAGCCCGCGCCACAGGGCUGUCAUCCGGCUGUUUUUAGCAUCUAAAGAGCGCUUGGAUUGAUUCGGGCUUAGCAUGGCUGGUCCCGCCGCUCCUAUUCUCCGUUUGACAGCCUCUUCUAGCAUCAGGUGGGAUAUCCGAUCCGCAUCCCUCUGUGUCGGGGGUUUUUUUCCUCGUUUUUUUGUGUGUGUGUGUAAUCAAACUUGUCUUAUGGUUGUCGCUCUCUGUUCACGCUUUUGCCGCUGUUGCAGCGGAGCUUUUGUCUCCUCUUCUCUUGGGGGUUCGUGCCGGAGUGCAUCGGGCAACUACUCCAAUAGCCGAUUUCCCACCUUGUUGUUCUCCACAAACGGCCACCGUGCCUUGACGACAAUGAGAGCGGGACGCAACAGUCAGGUGGUCUGUCUUUUUUUGCCCUCGUGUCCGCAAAAUAGACUGUCUCUUCGCCAACGGAUGCGUCGCAGCGACCCUGUCUCUGCCACCGGGUUCCGCCGCAUCGUUCGGGAUUUUACUUCCUCCCAAUAGGACUAUGGUGAGGCUUAGACUCCCACGCGUCGAGCGUCGUUGGCUGACGGUUGCGGCGGACGCCGGUCCACGGUUCUUCCCCAAAUCCUGCCGUCAUCGUACCCGCGGACAGAAAGGGGCGCCAAAGGGCGCCGUCGACGAGCCUAACUGCGUCGAGCAACGUUACAAGCGCGCAAGCGCGUAUCGCCGGCCGCAGGCUCACUCGCCCGCGAAAGAUGGGCCGAUCACCCAGUACUGUGUCCGCCAUCAAGCGGAGGAAUCAGGAUACAUCGUAGAUGCGGAACAUGGUCGCAAAAGAAGUGCCAAUGCGAAGACGGCCGACCGACCGACAGGCAUCCGCAAUGGACGGUGGAGCUCGCGGGUUCUCGGCGGAACGCGGCAGAACACGAGCUCUUGUCUUGUUCCCCGCUUGCCUCCCAAAAACUCACCGGUAGACGUUCGAUCCUCGAAGCGGUGUACGAUCGUCGCCGCGACAACCUUUCAGAGCCCCGAAACGCUCGCAUUCGGUACGCGAUGGAUGGGGUGUGCCUCACGUCUCGGUGGAGGUCGCAAGAAUCAGCUGCGGGUCAAGCACGGGUGA